AUGCAAAAAUCGAACAAGAGGCAUGCAGUGGCUAGUGUAUUCACAUUUGGUGUAAUAAUUGCACUUACACUCGCUGAAGUAUUAGCAAAAAAAGAUAAAACAAGCACAACUAACAAUGUAAUGAUUACAGUACAGCCCAGUCAAAUUAGCAUGUUUAUAUGGCUCGCAAUUUCAAAGUUUGUUAAGCUUUCCAGUGACAUAUGUGAGUGUUUUAUCGCAUAUAACAGCAUUAUACUAGCACUUAUUUCUAGAGAAGGAUACAUUUCUAUGGUGGCAUGGUCCAUACAGAUGGUCAUGCACUUUAUAUUCUGCAAAGACUAUAAGAAGAACUAUAACAAUCUUUCAUCCUCAUAUAAGAAAGAGUUGAAUGUUUUAUAUGGGGAUGUAGAACCAUCUGGUACCAAAAAAGAGGAGGCCGCAGAAGAGAUAGUAGAUGAGUAUGAAAUUGCGUUUACAAACAGAAAAAUACCAAGUGAAUCUCUUCUACCUUCCGAGUUGACUGAAGAACAGAGCAUGGAUCCGGACUUAGAAAAGUCUUCAGAAAUCGGAUUUAUAUCUUCUGGAUUAAUGGUAAUUAUCAAAUAUAUAAUGCAGGGGGUAUUUUGCAUAGCACUGCUUAAGUCUGUAGUAUUUCUAGCCAGUUCUAUCUUUAUUAUAACUGACAUGCAGAUUCUAAACCAUGCUAUGAUAGAUUCUAUAUACACCUAUGUUCCAUACGGAGAAGCACUGAUUAGUGGCACAAAAUCAAUGCUUAUGGCUCUGCACGGGCCCACAGGAACUCUGCUGACAGGUAGUCUUGUUUUCUUUGGUAAAGCAAUGGAGGAGUACUACAAAAUAUUUGAGUCAAAUGAUGAAGUUGAGAGAUCAGAAAAUCUGCAUAAAAAAAACUGGUCAUAUGGGGCAUAUUUGUGUAUAAAGUCCUUUUUCCUGUUCCUCAUCAUUAAGUAUAGAGCAUACGCUUUAAUUGCAUUUGUGGACCAGCUCGUGUGGAUGAUUCUAUCAAAGUCAUUCUGCGAUAAAAUAAUUCGCCUUAUCAAAGGAGCAGACUUGAAUGUAUCUGAAUUUAGAGAAAAGCAGCAUAAGCGCCAAAGCCACUCAUGGCAGAAGAAGAUUGCAAAUGUAAUACGGCUGAUUGGGGUGGUGGUGUCUAUUUCCUUCCUGUUCUACAUCAUUGCGUCAUUUUUCGGGCUAAGCUUUGCCUCUUCGCUAGCACUGCCCAUAAAAAACAGCACACUGGGCACAGAAAUUCCAAAAAUUAAAGAACAACUAGUUAAUAGCACAGUGGUUUAGGGUCAACAGUCUGACAUUUAUAGGAAUAGAAUUGGCAUUCACCAAAUACCGCGCCUAUUGCAUAUUCAUAUAAUAUAAUCCAAAAUUGAAUAGCACCAUUCUGCAUACUCCAAACCCCACAAACAAAUAUUUAUUUCUGAUUAGAUACAGCUAAACAUGCAAAUUUAUAGCUGAAAAUGCCCAUCUGCAUAUAAAUAUAGAAGAAGCAAAAACACCCCACCAGUAUAAUACUAUAUAUGGCCUUAGAUACAUCUGGUUCUGAUUUUAAGGUGGGGAUUUCACAUAAUAGACUGCAUAUUUUGUCUAAUCAUAUACCCUUCCUGGCAUUUCCUUAUAAUUAUUGGUAUGGACUGGUACUGUUUUGCUAUAGAAA
Nematocida parisii ERTm1 is the source of this 1663-nucleotide messenger RNA. RefSeq lists its product as uncharacterized. The transcript has a single exon. Bases 1 to 1290 code for a protein of 429 amino acids. The record is from RefSeq and is a predicted model, not a curated record. Lineage: Eukaryota; Fungi; Microsporidia.